Hydractinia symbiolongicarpus is the source of this 968-nucleotide messenger RNA. Its product is annotated as microtubule-associated proteins 1A/1B light chain 3C-like. Gene Ontology annotation, cellular component: cytosol; autophagosome membrane; autophagosome. Lineage: Eukaryota; Metazoa; Cnidaria; Hydrozoa; Anthoathecata; Hydractiniidae. The transcript is spliced from 4 exons. Gene Ontology annotation, biological process: autophagy of mitochondrion; autophagosome assembly; cellular response to nitrogen starvation. The record is from RefSeq and is a predicted model, not a curated record. The coding region runs from base 108 to 485 and encodes 125 amino acids. Gene Ontology annotation, molecular function: ubiquitin protein ligase binding.
UGGGGUCAUUCAUGCUGCGCAGAGCCACAAACAAUAUCUUGCGUGUCUGUUAUUUUUCAUUUCUGCAUUUCUCUCAUCCCUGAUUCUGAAACAGUCAAGUAAUUAAAAUGGCUGAUGACGGGAAAUCAAACAAACCUUUUAAACAAAGAAAGAGUUUUGCAAGCAGACGAGAUGAAGUGGCUGGAAUUCGAGCCAAGUUUCCCUCAAAAAUACCUGUUAUCGUUGAACGUUAUCACAAAGAAAAAGCACUACCCAUGUUAGACAAAACUAAAUUUCUGGUUCCACAAGAAUUAACGAUGAGUCAAUUUGUUACUAUCAUCAGAAAUCGCAUGUCAUUAGCACCUACGCAAUCCUUUUAUUUGAUCGUCAACAACAAAAGUUUGGCUAGCAUGUCAACUACUUUACAGGAAGUAUACAAGGACGAAAAAGACGAAGAUGGAUUUUUGUACAUGACAUAUGCUUCACAAGAAAUGUUCGGACACUAAACAAACUUUAUUUCUAAGUUAUAUUAUGGACAUUUAGCAAGAUGUACUGCUUCAAAAAUUUUUUAUACAAGUAGAUAAAUUUUUUGCCCAAUUUGAACAUUAAGAGAAACUCCUGAGAAAGUUUUUCGCCAGGCGUAUUUAUUUACAAACCAAAUGUUUUAUCCGCUGAUCUUUUUGGAUCUUCAUUUUCUCUGCCCAACGUGUUUUAUUACGUUUGUUGCUCCUAAAAAAGUAUGCAUGCUUUAUUAUUUUACAAACAAAACAUGCACAUCGCUCGUGUUUCGACUUGUUUAUAGAUAUAUUUUUCGUGGGAUUUUUUUAUAUAUUAUUGCAUGGAAUAUGUGUAAUGAAAUACAAUACUUUUUCAUCUUUGAAAUUAAAAAGUACUCGUUAUUUCAAUGUGCAUUGCUUUCUUUAAGAUGGUAAACAAAAUUUCGAGAUAUAUGUAAUUCUUUUUUUUUAAAUAAACUUUUACAAUGGGAA